Molecule: messenger RNA, 5088 nt
Organism: Salvelinus fontinalis (brook trout)
Lineage: Eukaryota; Metazoa; Chordata; Actinopteri; Salmoniformes; Salmonidae
Product: Krueppel-like factor luna
Exons: 7
Coding region: 208-1122 (304 amino acids)
Biological process (GO): regulation of transcription by RNA polymerase II
Molecular function (GO): RNA polymerase II cis-regulatory region sequence-specific DNA binding; DNA-binding transcription factor activity
Source: RefSeq, a predicted model, not a curated record
CUUCAGUGUAAACGGAAGUGAACAGUGACCAAGAACAAUUUCCACUUUAGCGUUUUAAUUUAUUAUUUAGACGUUUAUUAACACCAUGGAACUCAACAUAUUACUAAUUUAACUGCACGGCAUCACAUACUUACUUCACGUAGUGUUUAAUUCUCGUUGGAGACAGGGCUUGAUUAAUAGAUGUUAUCAAGGUAACGCUAGCUAACAAUGGCUAACUGUAUGGUUUUUCACACUCAAAUAGCCUCCAUCAUGGAGGUGCUAGCGAAUGCAGCCGUGUCAGAGAUCUGUAAACUCGUAGACGACGACUAUGCAGUGAUUCGUUUGGAAAUGUCUCAAAGCCAGAAAGAAAACAGGGCAUUACGGAGGAAACUACAGCUACUGGAACUGAAGGUGGCACGGGAGCGCGCAGAGCGCGUCCUCGCCAGUCGUCCCAGUGGUGUCAAGAUCCUUGACCGAUACAGAGGAACGGCAAGAGGUGAAGGACAUCUCACUGGAGGCCACAGGGGCUUUGUGAAGCAAGCGGGACACAAUACAUGGGGAGAUGACCAACCAAUCACUGUUGAUGAGGGGAGUGGAACCUCAACCCAGCAUGUUAUUGUGAUAGAGUAUGCAGAUGCAGAGGCUGCAGGUCCUGGGGUUAAGCAGGAGAGGUCUGAAGGAGAGGAGAACCCACGACACAACAGAGACAUCCAGACUGGAGCAGCGGCUGGAGUGGCUACGGAGGACUCUUCCACCACCCCAGCACAGCCCAGGACGCGACGCAGCAUCACGGAGGAGGAGGAGGGUCCAGAGGUGCUGCUGGUAAAGGAGGAGGGUCUGGGGAACCCUGAGGAGACCAUGGUCAUGGAGGACAACCAGACUACACCUCCUCCUGAACCCACAGAGGAACCAGCUGAGCAGCACAGGACCACACACAGUCUCACUGAGUCAGUAGACAUGGAGGAUGGGAAGAUUGAUCUGCUGCUGGUCAAAGAGGAGACAAUAGAAGAUGGACCAGAGAGCAUUGAUCUGCUGAGUGGACUAAAGAUGGGGGAGCAAGGUGGUUGGCUGGAAGCUAACAGAGGAAGCCAUCUUGGAUUCCCAGACUGGUGCAGCCAAGGACCCAGGAGACAACAUCUCUGACCAGGUCAGGACCAGAGGUGACAUAGUGGAGUCUGCAGUCCAUGAGGACCAGCUGAUGUCUGGUGUUGCUGGCGAGAGAGACUGGACCUCUGCAGCGGCUGGUCACAAACCCUGGCCCCAGAUCAGGAGCCGUUGCUCUUCCUUUCCGAGUCGGGAACAGGGAUCAAACCACAAAGAACACAACCAGUGGACAGGUGGACUAAACAACAGUCCUGGUGGUCAUCAGAGAGACAGAGGCUCCAGUCAGGGAUCCAGUCUGCAGCCCAGACCCUUCUCUUCACAGUCUCAGUGCAGGGAUGGAGCAGGUCCUGGGGCUGAUAGAGAUAAACCCUCCUGUUCCUAUGAUACAAACACCACAGUAUCAAUGAACAGAGCAGGGAACAAUGUGACCAAGCACCAGACCGUUCACACCAAGGAGAGGCCCUUCAAGUGCAAAGUACUUUACAAGAGCUUCUCUUUCCUGAGUAACCUUACCAGACAUAGGAGUGACCACAAUGGGGAGAAAGCAGUGUGGUUUGAGUUUUACACAGGGGAUAUCUGGGAACCAUUCUUUAGCUGACAUAUAACUAUCAUGUGUCUUGGGGUAAGAGGGUAAUUAACCACAUACCCCUCAUUACCCUUUGUUAACUUGUCAUUUGAAACAGGCUUGUGUAAAUACUUUUUUAGAGACAGUAAACCUAGGCUAGAACAAGGAGAGUUGAAUAUUUACCAUACUGAGGUAAUGUAGAUGGAAUAGUCAUUCUAGGGACGUUCCAUCUAAUUUUAAUCACUUUUGACCAAACCCUUUUAUACAUAUUUGCCCAUGAUAGAAGUGGUCAGAAAGCGACUUUUUGGACCUGAAUUCCAAAACAUUUAGGAGAUAAAGGUGCUAAAAGUUGACCCAUUUUGCAUACCCCACCAUACUACGAGACAUCUAUGUCUUCAUCACUGGGAAAGAUAAACAGUUGAGUUUGAUUAGAAUUUAAAAGCUUACAAACAGGGUUGUCACACUAUUUUGUAAAUUUUUUUUUUUUUUUUAAUGCAAACUGUUUUUUCACCCAACUUUUAACCUAAAUCCAUUAAAAAAAAAGAUUUUACAUUCAGGUUAAUUCAGGUUAAUUGACAAAUCAACCAAAUGUAAAUCAAAACUAGACGUUGAACUGACGUCUGUGCCCAGGCGGGGGAUGUCUAAUGGUGCAAAAUUGAUCAACUUUAAGCACCUCUAUCUCCUAAAUGUUCAGGCCCAAAAAGUCACUUUCUUGACCACUUCUACAAUGUGCAAAUAUGUAUAGAAAGUUGGCGUCAAAUCAAAAAGUUAUUGAAAUCAAAUGGAACGACCACACCCUUUGAGCUAUGAUGCUUUUGUUACUUCUAGGUUAGACUACUGCAAUGCUCUACUUUCCGGCUACCCGGAUAAAGCACUAAAUAAACUUCAGUUAGUGCUAAAUACGGCUGCUAGAAUCAUGACUAGAACCAAAACAUUUGAUCAUAUUACUCCAGUGCUAGGCUCCCUACACUGGCUUCCUGUUAAGGCAAGGGCUGAUCAAGGUUUUACUGCUAACCUACAAAGCAUUACAUGGGCUUGCUCCUACCUAUCUUUCCGAGUUGGUCCUGCCGUACAUACCUACACGUACGCUACGGUCACAAGACGCAGGCCUCCUAAUUGCCCCUAGAAUUUCUAAGCAAACAGCUAGAGGCAGGGCUUUCUCCUAUAGAGCUCCAUUUUUAUGGAAUGGUCUGCCUACCCAUGUGAGAGACACAGACUCGGUCUCAACCUUUAAGUCUUUACUGAAGACUGAUCUCUUCAGUAGGUCAUAUGAUUGAGUGUAGUCUGGCCCAGGAGUCUGAAGGUGAACGGAAAGGCUCUGAAGCAACGAACCGCCCUUGCUGUCUCUGCCUGGCCGGUUUCCCCCUCUCCACUGGGAUUCUCUGCCUCUAACCCUAUUACAGGGGCUGAGUCACUGGCUUACUGGUGCCCUUCCAUGCUGUCCCUAGGAGGGGUGCGUCACUUGAGUGGGUUGAGUCACUGACGUGAUCUUCCUGUCUGGGUUGGUGCCCCCCUUGGGUUGUGUCGUGGCGGAGAUCUUUGUGGGCUAUACUCGGCCUUGUCUCAGGAUGGUAAGUUGGUGGUUGAAGAUAUCCUUCUAGUGGCGUGGGGCCUGUGCUUUGGCAAAGUGGGUGGGGUUAUAUCCUGUCUGUUUGGCCCUGUCCGGGGGUAUCAUUGGAUGGGGCCACAGUGUCUCCUGACCCCUUCUGUCUCAGCCUCCAGUGUUUAUGCUGCAGUUGUUAAUGUGUCAGGGGGCUAGGGUCAGUCUGUUAUAUCUGGAGUACUUCUCCUGUCUUAUCCGGUGUCCUGUGUGAAUUUAAGUAUACUCUCUCUAAUUCUCUCUCUCGGAGGACCAUGCCUCAGGACUACCUGGCAUGAUGACUCCUUGCUGUCCCCAGUCCACCUGGCCGUGCUGCUGCUCCAGUUUCAACUGUUCUGCCUGCGGCUAUGGAACCCUGACCUGUUCACCGGACGUGCUACCUGUCCCAGACCUGCUGUUUUCAACUCUCUAGAGACAGCAGGAGCGGUAGAGAUACUCUUAAUGAUCGGCUAUGAAAAGCCAACUGACAUUUACUCCUGAGGUGCUGACUUGCUGCACCCUCGACAACUACUGUGAUUAUUAUUAUUUGACCAUGCUGGUCAUUUAUGAACAUUUGAACAUCUUGGCCAUGUUGCCCAAAUUCCAGGGAAUUUUUCCUAGCCACCGUGCUUCUACACCUGCAUUGCUUGCUGUUUGGUGUUUUAGGCUGGGUUUCUGUACAGCACUUUGAGAUAUCAGCUGAUGUAAGAAGGGCUAUAUAAAUAAAUUUGAUUUGAUCCCAACCAAUAAGAUCCUUUCUCUUCAGUGUAAAGGGGCGCACCGUUGGGUGUGAUGCAGACCCGGUGGAGAACGCAAGACUGAAGUGACCCUGCCGGUACUUUUGAGUUUUGAUACAGAGUUAUUACCUGAUAAAGUAAUGUUAGGAUAUGUAAGUUAUCCGGUGAGAGCAUUUGUUCCAAACCCCCUACAGUGGGACAAAAUAGUGUGUAGUUUUGGUGUGAAAAGCUGUGUGUCAAUUGUGGGGGUGUCCAUGUUGCUGGGGAUCAGAAAAGUCCUGUGCGAGUGAGACAGGGUGAGGUUGCCAGGGUGAGAGCAGAGCAGAAAGUGCCAUAUGCUGAGGCAGUGAGGAAAGUAGAAGAUGGAGGGCUAUGGGUGAGGGAGCCUAGAAGGAUCAAUGUGACUCGUAGGCCAGUACAGAGUGACUCGAAUAGUUUGUGUUUAGUAAGGUUGGCUUCUUGGUGUUUAUUGCUAUGGUCAUUAAUUGUACCGCACGGACGGAAUGGAAAUCCCAGAAGAUAGAUUUUGUUAGUAGCAGCAGCAGGGAAGUUUUUGGGUGUCAGAGAUUUUAGUGCAGAAGAACUACAGGGAAUUUUGAGAGAAAGGGUUCCAUCCUCCCAGGCCAAUGCCCUGGGUUAGUAUUUGUUAGGGCCAAAGUAGUGGGAAGGAGUAGUGGGUUUGUUGGGGAUAGUGGUGUAUAUGAAGGGUUAGAUGGAGGUGCAAUUUAUUUUUUCCUAUUCCCCUUUUCUGUGAACAAAAUGUGCGAUUCACACUCCGACCUGUGAAGGGCAGCAAUACGCAACAAAGCAUCUAGUUAGGUGUCCUAUGCUGGGGCAGUGAAGAUGGGUCAAGGAUCCUUAGAGGCUCCUGUUGAGUGGUAUACUUUUGCCAGUACAUAGUGAUAGGCCUACGAACGAAACGUGCUUCAAUAAGGUUGGCUUUUUAGUGUUCAUUGCCAUGGUUAUCAACUGUACCGCAGGAAUGAAAUGUAAAUCACAGAAAAUGUGUUGUGGUGGCAGCUGCAGAGAAGUGCUUGGAAUUAGGAUACAUUACUACGGAAGAGUUACAUGGUGUGUUGAAUGGUAUUGUUCUGUCCUCCCAGGCUGUUGGCAUGGUGUAUGAU